Ailuropoda melanoleuca (giant panda) is the source of this 6068-nucleotide messenger RNA. It is a transcript of the gene CASP10, whose product is annotated as caspase 10. Gene Ontology annotation, molecular function: protein binding; cysteine-type endopeptidase activity. The coding region runs from base 199 to 1590 and encodes 463 amino acids. Lineage: Eukaryota; Metazoa; Chordata; Mammalia; Carnivora; Ursidae. The record is from RefSeq and is a predicted model, not a curated record. Gene Ontology annotation, biological process: proteolysis; regulation of apoptotic process. The transcript is spliced from 7 exons.
UAAAGCUGCCCAACCGGAAGAUCCCGUUUUCCCUUGCGGAGGCCGCAAGUCUUGAGUUCUCUUCCCGCGCAAAUGGGAACUUCGCUGGAACUUGGAUCACGCAGAAGAUUCUAAUUUCUUUAAAACUUUAUUUUCAGGCAGUGUCUCCGGAACCAUUUACCUCCAGAGGGUCAACGGAAUUGGAUCUGAAGGCUGGCCAUGACAUCUCAAGGUCAAAGUUCGAAUUUCCCUUCAGAUGAUAAUGGUCAAUCGAGCUUCCGCGGGAAGCUUCUGACCAUUGAUUCAAAGCUGGGGAACCAAGAUGUGGAGGGCUUAAAGUUUCUCUGCCGAGACUGCAUCUCCCACAAGAACCUGGAGAAGUCCAGCUCAGCCUCAGACAUUUUUGAUCAUCUGUUGGCCCAGGAGCUGCUGAGUGAGGAAGACCCUUUCUUCCUAGCAGAACUCCUCUACAUAAUCAAGCAGAAAUCGCUGCUGCGGUACCUCAACCAAAGCAAAGAGCAAGUGGAGAGUUUGCUGCCUACCCGAGGGAGGGUCUCUCUGUUCAGAAACCUGCUCUAUGAACUGUCAGAAGGCAUCGGCUCAGAGAACUUAAAGGACAUGAUCUUCCUUCUGAGGGACUCGAUUCCCAAAAUCCAGAUGGUAAGUGGGUCGUAUAGGGUGGGGUAUUUGACUGUUGGGAGAAUUAGACAACAUAAUGUGGGGAUUAAUUCCAGGCCAGGACCAGAAUCUGGAGCGCUCACAGCCUUUGGUCCUGAUAAACGGAAUGGUUGGUUAGAAGCAUUAAACCCUUACAAUGAGGAUUCCCUAGUAAGCGGUUCUACCUCUUCUUCUUUCAAGGAGGCAGGUGUGUACAGGAUGGAUCGGAAACACAGAGGCCACUGUGUUGUUGUCAAUAACCACACGUUCACCUCGCUGUCCAAUAGACCAGGGACUAAUACAGAUGCUGAUCACUUGAGGCAUGUGUUUGAGUGGCUUGGGUUCAGUGUGCAUGUGUAUGAUAAUGUGACCAAAGGACAUCUGGACGAGGUUCUGCAGGAAUAUAAGUGUCAUCCAGGCCAUGCUGAUGGAGACUGCUUCGUGUUCUGUGUUCUGACCCAUGGGAAAUUUGGAGCUGUCUACUCUUCAGAUGGGACCCUUGUUCCCAUUCAGGAGAUCACGUCUCACUUCACAGCCCAGCAGUGCCCUUUACUGGCUCACAAACCCAAACUCUUUUUUAUCCAGGCCUGUCAAGGUGAAGAGAUACAACCUCCUGUAUUCAUUGAAGCAGAUGCUGUAAAUCCUGAGCGUGUAUCCCCCUCUCUUCAGGACAGUAUUCCUGAUGAGGCGGAUUUCCUUCUUGGCCUGGCCACUGUCCCUGGCUAUGUAUCCUUUCGGCACGUGGAGGAAGGCAGCUGGUAUAUUCAAUCUCUGUGUAAUCAUCUGAAGAGCUUGGUCCCAAGACAUGAAGAUAUCUUAUCCAUCCUCACUGCUGUCAACAAUGAUGUGAGUCAACAAGCAGACAGACAAGGAACAAAGAAACAAAUGCCCCAGCCUGCUUUCACACUACGGAGAAAGCUAAUAUUCCCUGUGCCACAGGAAAAACUUGAAUAGUAGAGAGUUUUUAUUGAUUCUUUGGCUUGAAAGGAAGCUUUGGUCAUCCAUUCCAAUCCACCCCACCCCCCACCCGCCAUCACAGGAAUCAGUGAUAGAUGGUGAGCUGGCCUGCAUCUGUUAUUCUGAUGACUGGAAAUACCCUAUUUUCUGAGGCAGCAAAAUCUUUUUUUUCUUUUUUCUUUUUGACAAGUCUGAAUGUUAGAACACUUUCUUUCUUGAAGCUUUGGAUUGUAGUCUUGGCUUUAGUUGUAUGCCCUGAGAAAAAGCAGUUGGCCUUGGUUUGUGCAUCCAUGAGGUAAAGGAUGGAACCAGGUAUAUUUUAAGAUUCCUUUGAGCUCUAAGAACCAUGGUUUCUUAGCCUCAGAUGAGCUUCUAUUUCCUCUUUACAUGAGCACCCCUUGUUAUCAUUCUGCAUCCCCUCUGCAUGGCCUUGUUUUGGACAUUGGAUAAUGGUAGAGAUCACACAUGGUUCCUUGACCUUCUCUGCUCUCCCCUUCCUAAGGCUCCUCUCCCGCACAUCUACCUAGGUGAAAAUUGGUCUAUACAAUGCCCAUUUCCUGCUUUAGCGUAAGGAAGGUAUUCCUGCAGGAACUGAUUCUCUUUGAUUGGGAACAGGUUCGGCUCUUAGGAUGAUGACAGCCCGAAUGAAGAGAGGCACAGUCAGCCACUCUGGGAGCAGAGGCUUUACGCCCUGAGGUUAAACCCCAUGUUGGUCGGAACCUUUCAGAUGCUGAUGAUAGAAUACCCACAUCAAACCAGCUAAAGCAAACAAGGGUUUUUGUUGUCUCAUUCAUCUGAAAACACAGAUGGGUGGUGCUGGCUUCCGAUGAGGCUUGAAUCAGGACUUAGUCUGCACCACAGCAUGUCUCUCUUUGCCAGGGGUUCUCUGGGUGGCUGCACUGUGCUGACUGUGGUCAACAGCCCCUGCCUUGUCUCCGACGUGCUCUGUUCCUCUGGCCCAAAGGAUGGAGGAGGAAGCCAGCCUGAGGGUCUGAAGCUGUUCACAGGGGAUGUUGUUCUCUCCUUAGAGAGUUGUUGGGCUGUGCCUUGGGGGGUGUGGUUCUAUCUGCAAGCCUUGAUACUUUUUACAUUAAGGUUUUGAAUAUCUUUAUUUAUGUGAACUUUUUUUUUUUUUCAAUUUCAAGAGGAAUUUCUUUUUCAGCUCCUGAAGGAGGGAGGUUGAAAGUCUUCUUCUUAAGGCCUUUAUUUCCAGAUGAAGAAGUUGAGGCCCCAGGAGGCAAAGUGAUUUGCUACAGUUCCCCAGAUGGUUAUUGUUUACAGGAUUUUUUCCCACUUGAGUGAACUGGAAUGUCAUGGGACAUAGCAGGGCUGGAGGAACAUUUCCUUGGACAUGCAGAUGUUCAUGAAAGAUGUCAGGGGGUGAAGAAAAAUAACUCUCAGUGAUGUCUGAUUUUGUAGUUAUUCUUGUGAAAGUCACAUUAAUUUACAGUGUAUUUGCUCUGAGAAAUAUUCAUAAGAAGUUUUUUAUAAUCGUAAUUAUGUGGAUGGAGCUCGUAAUUAUAUGGAUUUGACUGUAGCUUGACCAAGGAAAGGAGUCUAAUGCAUAUGUCAGGCUGAUCUUCCAGAACCAGUGUUUAUACAAUCAAGGCUAACAGAUGGUUAUCACAGUCUUUGCCCAGUUGAAUAUACACAGCUUUUGGCCAUUUCACAAAAGCUUCUCUGCAAGUGAAGGAUGGUGUGGUUCAAAACAAAAAGCAAAGAAUCAAGAGGGAAGUCUUGGGUUUCCUUUUGGCGUUGUGACUCCCUUGCUCUGAGACACUAAAUCAAGCUAGUUUUUUGAGUCUUAUCUACGAAAUAGAGAAAAAUUACCUAUUUAAGAUAAGGAUUUAGGGGAAUAUAUAAUGUAUGUACAUUAUAAAUAUAUGUAUAUCUCCAUUUAAAUCCAGUUGUUGUGAGGUACACGUAAGACCUGUAGGAAGCAGAUCCGCUGGCAUUAACCUCAAUGGAAACAGCAGAGUGUGAGUUCCUUUACGUCUAAUUCUGGCUGGAUUUUCGCCGCACAUCAACCCUAGCAGUCCCCGCCGAUGUCCUCUGAGUGAAACGCUGAUUCUUCCCUCACUGAGUCACAGUGUCCCCAGCAGCAACAGGCCAGCUCUGGGCUCUGAAUCCAGAUGGACAAAACACUGCUAAGGAACUCUCCUUCAGCAGCAGCGUUUGGGGUUCGAUGCUGAAGUACCCCGGUCCUGUGGGUCUAGUCCGUAUUUCUGCUGUGCUGGAACUUAGUGCUCAUGCAGGGCUAAAAUCUGGAAUCAGGAAACGAGCCCACGAGCUUCCUUGUCAGAGUUCUCUGGCAGGCACUCCAGGAGUCACUAGGCAUUGAUGACUGGAAGUCACGGGCCUAUGCGGACACCAGGAGCACACCCAUCCUUCAGUCAUUUCUCCUUAAUGGAGCGUGUACACACUUGUCCCUUAUCUGUGUGCGUGUGUGUGUGUGUGUGUGUGAAUGAAUUUAGAGCGAAAUACAGGAGGCUCUUUGGUCACAAGUAUUUGGCGGUGGCUACAGCCAUCGUCUGCCCAGACGUUAAUGAGAGAAAUGCUCAGACCAAGUGAGGUUUCUAUAUAUUUUGCUUAGUUGUGCUCAACCUACAAGAGCUGUGGUUAAUUUUUUCUUUCUUUUCUGUUUUUUUUUUCCCCUCAAAAAUUUGGUUUCUAUCAAACAAAAUGAAGGACAUGGAAACUUUUUAUAGAAUAUUAUGCCGUUAGUUACUUAAGAAUGAUGCUACUGGUGUUGAUUAUUAAUUAGAGAUACUAGUCACCACAGCAUCCUCCUGGCCUCCGCUGCAGGGCCUCACCCCGCUGGUGGGCAGGUUUGAUCUCAGCAGGGUUCCCCUUAGCUCAGGUAACGCAGACAUACAAGCAGCUGAUACAGUGUGGUUACUGAUGCGUCAGAACAGACACUGACCAGUAUAACACUCUGUGGAGCACCACUGAACUGCAGCCAUUCAUCAGUGAUCCCGUCUCCACUGAGGGAGACCAGUGAGAAGCUGACCUCAUUUUGUAGAUAACUUGUGUGCCAUAUUUGAGUCCUAAAAUCUUCCAGGACCGAUACUUCCUGAGUGAUUUAGUCACGUUGUUCUUAACCUAGAAUUCUUGGGUCCUUGGAUGUUUGGGGAUUUCUUCUCAGGGUCUACGAGUCUUCCACCUUCGGUUUGAAAUGCUUUAUUUCCUUUUUGGUGAUAAUCUUCAGUUAAUAGAGGUAGAUCCUGGCUCUCCCGCAUGCUCACUUCAUACUUGAGCACUGACAAACAACUGUGUCCGCAUCCUGGUGCCCCCAGGAAGUGAUGAACUUUACCCUGAACUUUUUAAUGUAGCGUGGAUUAGGGUUCCCGGGGCUAGCAGUCCUCAGAUCUCUUGUCGGGUACCAGUAGUUAAUCUAUCUGAAACCUGCUCCAGUCCAUCCCCUUAAGCCGUGACAGACUCCUAGUCCACCAUCCCUCCGCCCCUGCUUACCUCUCAGUGGAGGGAACUCACACUACGCACAAAGUCAUGGAUUUGGGAGCUUGGAGGGACCCUAGCUAGAGAACCCGUGGUCCAGACUUCAGUGUCAAAGGGCUUAACUAACGUCUGACAGCUCUUAGUGUAGGAUUUGCAGUCGUAUCUCCUGCUUUGCAGUCUUACCGCCUGCUUUCACUGUGAGACGCCUUUGUCCUUUUCCCUGUUGUGAUUUGAACCUAGUUAGAAUGUACUUAAACGCCCUGCCUCGCGUGCUGAAUUCUGGAGCCAUGCCAAACAAUUGUAACCAACUUCCGGUGAAGUACAUGUUGCUUGUGAUAAGUUAUUUAACUUUGUUUCUGGUAGGGUCUGGCUCUCCUCAGAAGUCUGCAGUUCGCCUCUAAGGAUGUGGUAAAAAUAUUGCAUUUGUGGUAAAGACACCUUUGUGUCUUUAAACAGAAGCUAAAUUUCUGAAAAUGGAAUCCUUUUUAAAAAGUACUAGGAGAAAUUCCCUGUUUAAAGGAAGACUGAUUUGCCAGUAUAAACAACCAUUUUGUAACAUAACUUCUGCAUCUGUGAAUUUUUAAAAGAGGCUUUUUCCUCUUUUAAAAUGUUUAAAUUGUAUGAAUUUUUACUUUUUAAAUCUAUUUUUGAAUAAGUAAUAUCUUUACAUUGCUCAAAGAGAAUACAAACAGGUAUUCAGGAUAAGUCUUCCCUGCAUUUCUGCCUACCAAAUGUGCAGUCCUCCCACCUCUGAACCCCAGAGAUAAUUGCGGGAUUUCUUAACGCAGAUGCAGAUACAACAGAUACAAAUUUGUAUUUUAAAGUAGGCAUUUCUUGAAACAAAGUACAUACACUGUGAAACUCAGAUCUCUCAUUGGACUCAUUUUAAAUGAUUCUAUAAGGUGCCUGGAAAUUCUUGUACAGCUGUACAGUGGGAAUGCCUUUAUGCGCUUUGUGGACGGGUUACUUGUAGGCAGUAGGAAUUGUCUGACCAAUAAAUGGAUUUCUUUUCCUUUUUA